Messenger RNA from Ricinus communis (castor bean), 776 nucleotides. RefSeq lists its product as uncharacterized. The coding region runs from base 143 to 751 and encodes 202 amino acids. Lineage: Eukaryota; Viridiplantae; Streptophyta; Magnoliopsida; Malpighiales; Euphorbiaceae. The transcript has a single exon. The record is from RefSeq and is a predicted model, not a curated record.
GGUGUUUCACUCCUGUACAAAUUUUUUGUUAUAGCCGGCUUUCCCAUUUCUUUAGUAUUUUCCUUUCUUUUUGGAGAACAAAACUUUUAACAUAUCUAUCAUUCUUUAUCAUACCUGCUAAAAACAGCCAUUUUAGAGUAGGAUGACAUCAGAAAUAAUAGAAGAGAAGGAAGAAGAAAAUGAUUGCUUCAUCAAUAGAAAAGCUCAAAAGGAAAGGAUUAGACAGAUAAUAGAGUAUCAAAAAUCAUUAUAUUGGUCUUCAUCAUCAGCAACAGCUGCUGCUUCCUCUUCCGCAUUCUAUACGUCUAAUAAAAGUGGGAUAUUGCUAGACUUGAUGAAAAAUGGAAACACUUCUCUCAGGAGAUUAUUUGAGAUGGAGCAUACUAGUUUAGCUACCCAUUUUCAAGAUUAUAGUGGCUCUCCUGUUAUAAAGACGAUACCUCUUUGGGGCAGUAGCGAAACGGAUGAUGAAAUUCAUGAUUCGUGGGCAGAAAUCAAACAGAUUGGUGCCUUCAAAGGUCUUGGAAAUGAUGGAGUCAGUAACUUCGCUUCAGAUGGUAGUUUCUUGGCCAGAGAGUUUGGAUUCAAGGAUAAAAAUAUGACUAUAGGCAGCAAGAGGCGCAAGUUGACGAGAAAGAAGUCAUUUAGAAGAUUGCCAGGAUUUUGGUUAUGGAGAUGCAGAAGAUUUAAAUUCAUAUUCGGGUUGAGAUUGAAAAGACUUAGCGUUAUGAUAUGUGGUAAAAUUUUCUGAGAUUGGAUUGUAAUUAACAUUUUGA